CCUUGGGUGAUUUAAUUUGAUCAAUAUCUCUAUCAUCGACAAUGGUUAUUGAUUUAUCGUGCAGUUUAAUGGAGGUUUAGAUUGAAUCCUAUUGUAUUUUAAUACAAUACUUAGGUUGUAACGGUACCGUGUGUAUGAUAUAUAUAAGGACUUCUCCCUAAUCAACUACCGUCCCUAAACACUACAGUGUUGCGUAUAAAACACUUUCGUCAUCUUCCUGUUCGUACACGUGUGACGCAAGACAACGCCAGUGUUGCUGUAUACGCAAUACAUUAACUUCUAUAAAUAGACACACGUGAUGUAACGUACGGUGUGUUAGGGAAAACCCAGACAGUAUUGUUGUCUGUAAACAUUCAAGAGAGAAAUUUAAAUAUACAAAAAAAAAAAAAAAUGAAAUGAAGUGAAUCUGAGGAAAAUACAAAGAAGGAUGGUAAUUGAGUGUUCCUGCGGAAACGACCAGACAGAGGAUCUCCACGACUACGGACAAUCAGGUGUGUUUUGCAAACGUUGUAAAACAGAAUGGCUAUCCGAUGAAUCUACCAACCCAGGCCCGAAUUCUGUAAGAAAUGACCUAGGAGUGCCACGUCUUCGGGUAUACAGAUCUCGACAUGUUUGUCGGUAUGGGCUACAUGAAAACAAUGUUCUGCUUGUACAGAGUUCGCGUAGGCGUAUAUUUGACCUCAGUGAGCUGGAUGUCGGGGACCACAUCGCGUUCAGCCGUCCUUAUGUUGUAUGGCACCAUUGCAUCGUGACUCGGGUUGAUGCCAACGACAGUACGCUCCAGGUCAUCAACUGGCAGACGGAUAACGGCAGCAUACGUAUCAAAGAGCAACUCCUCGACGUUUCUAAGGAAUACGGAGAUCUGUACAAGAUCGACUACACCCGAGAUGUACAGGUGUCUAACCCUUCACGUCUCGUAAUAGCUAGAGCCAGAUCGAGGCUGAUGGAAACGGGUUAUCACAUAUUCCAUGACAAUUGCGAGUCAUUCGCUACAUUUUGCAAAACGGGCAUCAGCAAAAGUCACCAGUAUAUUUGGCUGGUCGCUAAGGCUUGGGAGUGGCUGAUACACGUUAACGUAACGGUAAUCAAGACAGGUUUAUCUAUUCUGGCCAGGCUUGCCUCCAAAGCUGUUGGACCAGUAGUGGUUGUGAUUGUCGAAUGUCUCAUUCUUUCUUCGGAUAUCGCAAAGGCGUACAGGGAGCGAAGAAAUGGCAAUUUGUCUCGUAACGAGUACGCAAAAGUCGCCAUUAGGCGAAUGGUAGAAGGAAUCGUAACAGUGGCUUUAACGAUAGGCGGAAUAUUUGUGGCUAUAACCAUUUGUCAUACCGGGAUCAUCAUACCCUGCUUAGUGGCAGGCGCUUGUGGAAUGAUUGGGAUGACCUGCGGCAAAGUUGGCGGUACCUUCCUCGGAAACUUCAUCGGAAGGGCAAUAACCACGUGCUUCAAGACGGAUGACAGAGUGGUGGACAAAAUAACUGACCUGGUACCAGGAGAUCACGUGGUCAUGUCAAGGACGGCUUUACAUCCACGUUGCCAUGGUAUUCUGGUUGAACACGACUGCCAUGCAAACAUCAGGAUAAUUCGGAACACGUUCAAAUACGGCGUUGUAGACGAAUGGUUGCCUUUUGAAAAACCACUAUAUCUGGUGACGCACAUAAAGGAAAAAUGCUUUCCGAAUGAGACGGUGGUCAGAAGAGCAAAAGGUCAGUUAGGGGCAAGGCGUUAUAACAUUGCUACUCACAAUUGUAAGACUUUUGCAAAUUGGUGCAAAAGACGUCAUUAAAAACACACAACGGUGAUUUAAUUGAAGCACCUUCGUAUAAGGGAUGCAUUGUGGGAGCCAAGCUUUCCUCCGUGUCUACUUGGAAGGAAAAAAACAUUUUUGAAUCCCUUCUGACUUGUUGAACACACAUGUUAUUGGCCUGAUUGCUAUGGUCAGUCGCUCUGAAUGUCCCCACUAUAUAUUGGUACCAUGUAUAACGGUAAUGCACUAUUUACGAUAGGUAUCAAUACAUGUAGGAAGAGUGGAAUGUUUUUUAUUCUACUUUGGGGGUUACUGUCAAUUUCACCAACAGACGUGAGCUCCACAAAUAAUGCUGUUAGAAUAGUGGGAUAUGUACUUCUCCAUGUAUUCGUUAAGCCUCUAGCUAUGGAUGAUGUCACUUUUAAACCACCAAAUAAGUGUAUGUCGAAAAGCGCUCCAAGUGUUCCCGCGAGAUGAAAAUGUAAAAAGUGGGUAACAGAAACUUAAAAAAAGAAAGAGACAUAUAUUUUUGGAGGAAACGGAGAUUGCGUUUGUGUAGUUAUAACAGGUUAGUGAUAGAUAUAAUUUUGUCCACUAUGUCUGGUCUUGUUGUAGUGUCUUGUCCUCCUUUCGUAUAGGAGCUGUCCAGGGAUCCUGGAGAGUGAUUGGUAUAUCAUAUAUGGAUUAAAAAGUCAUAAAAAACACUAUUUGGGUUGGUCCAUUAAAAUUCACGAUAUGGGAGUUAAGUAUUGCGUGCAAAGGGCGACGACUCCCACCGAGAGGAAGAGUCACCUGACAAUGUCUUAUUUAGGUCUCCCAAACCUUCUGUUUGGAAAUUUGUGAUUAUCGUUUUGUUUGGUUUAAGAAAUUUAGUGAUGUGACAUUACGUGAACCCAGGGUUCCUUUAAAAAACGCCAUGUUUCUUUAAUUGCGCAACGUAGAUCAAGGGAUUAAGACAGUUGUUUAAACGUCUAUACCCUUUCCCAUACAUUCACAAUACAGUAUAUGAUAACCAAGGAAACGGGCAUGCUAUUAAAUUGAACAGUAUUUGAAAUCUAUUGCUGGAUUUGAUGACUUUUUGCAUGUGUAUAAAAGUGUUGUGUGUUCAGUUGUGAAUUUCCAAAAUAAAUAGCUUUUAUUUAAAAUACUUGAUAUUUGAGCAUCAUAUAUUUAUUAACAACAUUGUACCGGAAGUCUCCGUUGGGAGUCGUUUUUGUUUGUCUACAUUGGACGAAAUAAUUUAUAAGAUUGUUGAUUUUUAGAAUGCUUAACAAAAUAUUUCAGUGUUAAAUAGGUUUAAAGUAAUACAAAUUAUCAUAAGUUAAUUUUUCGUUUUCAUUCCCAAUGCCGUUUCCAUUCGGAUAAUUUCUAUAUAUUACCCACCGUUGAAAUCAUAGGGUUUCGCUCUCAAAACGACACCAUUUUUUUGCCUCAAUGAAGAUUUAUUUAUCUAUAGCGCCACCAUUGGAUUUAUACAUAUCGCCCAGCUAUGGAUUAAACGUGACUGUGGGGAAAUGUUCAAAAUAGUACUGCUGUUGAACUUUUGGCUGAAAAUGUAACAAUCACAUUUGUUUCUAAUUUAUUUAUUUGAUGUUCAGUUAUCUGUUUUAUGAAUAUGUUGCAAUUUUUAUAUGUUUGUUAAUGAAUAAAUGACUUCU
Messenger RNA from Mizuhopecten yessoensis (Yesso scallop), 3402 nucleotides. RefSeq lists its product as uncharacterized. NCBI's taxonomy places the organism in Eukaryota, Metazoa, Mollusca, Bivalvia, Pectinida, Pectinidae. The transcript is spliced from 2 exons. The coding region runs from base 428 to 1783 and encodes 451 amino acids. The record is from RefSeq and is a predicted model, not a curated record.